This is a messenger RNA of Pseudopodoces humilis (Tibetan ground-tit), 1971 nucleotides long. Lineage: Eukaryota; Metazoa; Chordata; Aves; Passeriformes; Paridae. The record is from RefSeq and is a predicted model, not a curated record.
AUGGGGGGCGGAGGAAAGGAAAUCAAAGCUGCCGCAGCUGAAGGGUGUGCGAGCACGCUGGGGAAGAGCCGAGGAGCCGCAGGACAGGAUGGCAACGGGAAGCCCGGCGGCAGCGGGAAGCCCGGCCCCGGGAAGCGCGGCUGCGGCGGGGAGCGCUGCCCGCGGCGGGCCGGGCCGGUCGGCUCCGCGCUGGCCGCGCUCCUCUCGGCGCUGGCCGCGGCCUCCUGCGUCUACCUGGGGGUGCGGACCAGCGACCUCCAGGCCAGGGUCGCGGCCAUCGAAGGCGCCCGAGGGGGCUUCUCUGCCGCCGCCCCGCUCCCGCCGCUGCCCGGCUUUUCCUUGGAGCAGCUGAACGCGAUGAUGCAGGAGAAAGUGGAGCGACUUCUCGCCCAGAAAUCCUACGAGCACUUGGCAAAGAUACGAGUAGCGAGAGAAGCGGCUCCAGAGUGCAACUGCCCACCAGGUCCUCCAGGGAAAAGAGGUAAGCGGGGAAGAAGAGGAGAGACUGGACCUCCUGGUCAGCCUGGUCCUCAAGGCCCUCCUGGUCCAAAAGGCGAGAAGGGAGAUCAAGGUGAUCAGGGCCCUCGGAUGGUGUUUCCUAAAAUCAAUCAUGGGUUUCUCUCUGCUGAUCAGCAGCUCAUUAAACGCCGCCUCAUUAAGGGGGACCAAGGACAAGCUGGACCCCCUGGGCCUCCAGGGCCACCAGGACCCAGAGGUCCCCCAGGAGAUACUGGCAAGGAUGGUCCUCGUGGGAUGCCUGGCUUAACGGGUGAGCCAGGAAAACCAGGAGAACAAGGAUUGACAGGACCUCAGGGGCCUCCAGGACAAAAGGGUUCUGUUGGAGUGCCUGGUGUUCCAGGGAGAGAUGGACAAGUGGGUGAACCUGGUUUGCCUGGCAUAGCAGGAGAGAAGGGAGAAGCGGGGCUCAAGGGUGACCCUGGAGAAAGAGGAGAAAAGGGGGAUGCUGGUGAGAAUGGAAUGAAGGGUGACACAGGAGAAAAGGGUGACCCUGGCUCUUCUGCGGCUGGAAUUAAGGGUGAACCUGGUGAAUCCGGACGGCCUGGGCAAAAGGGUGAACCAGGCCUUCCUGGGCUUCCUGGACUCCCUGGAAUAAAGGGUGAACCAGGUUUCAUUGGUCCACAAGGAGAACCUGGGUUGCCAGGGCUACCAGGAACAAAGGGUGACCGAGGAGAGGCAGGCCCUGUUGGGAAGGGUGAGCGAGGUGAACCUGGAAUCCCUGGACCAAAGGGGAAAACAGGUGAACCUGGAUCUAGAGGCCCCAAAGGGUCAAAGGGGGAUACCGGUGAGAGAGGUGACACAGGAUCUGCAGGUCCACAGGGACCACCUGGACAGAAGGGCGAUCAAGGUGCAACAGAGAUAAUUGAUUAUAAUGGCAAUAUCCAUGAAGCUCUGCAGAGGAUUGCCACCCUGACUGUCACGGGACCACCAGGACCACCAGGACCCCAAGGGCUGCAAGGGUCAAAGGGUGAACCAGGAUCCCCAGGAAUUCCAGGAGCUGAUGGAGAACAGGGUCCUAAGGGCUCAAAAGGAGACACAGGUGAUCCUGGAAUGCCUGGAGAAAAAGGGGGAAUCGGACUGCCUGGCCUACCAGGAGCCAAUGGCAUGAAAGGCGAAAAAGGAGACGUUGGUUUGCCUGGUGCCCAAGGUCCUUCAAUGAUAGGACCACCUGGACCACCAGGGCCACAUGGUCCUCCAGGCCCUAUGGGACCUCAUGGACUGCCUGGCCCAAAGGGUAUAGAUGGCCCGGUUGGUCCCCAUGGCCCUGCAGGUCCCAAAGGAGAGAGAGGUGAGAAGGGAGCUGUAGGUGACCCUGGACCCAGAGGACCGUACGGCUUGCCUGGCAAAGACGGCGAGCCUGGCCUUGAUGGUUUCCCUGGUCCUCGAGGAGAAAAGGGUGAUAUAGGAGAAAAGGGAGAAAAGGUGACCACAGUGUUAUUAACUGUUGCUUGA